UCGUACAGAGCAGAGUGUGAUUUUUGACAGAUAUUUCGACAAUUAUUUUAAAAACAACAAAAUGGGAAUUUCAAAGUGCGGUAGAGUGUUUUUGGUGACUGUGAACAUAUUUUUCGUGAUCCUAGGUAUCAUCUUCUUCGGGGGCGGAAUGUUCCUGCGGUUCGGCAAGAAGUACACGGAACAGUACACUCAGUCGGCCGAGAAUUCUCUGGAGAAGCUCAUCACGGACCUGACCGGUGACAACAGCGGCAUCGACCUUGACAUGGACAAACUUCUGUUGAGCGUCUCCAUGAUCCUGAUCUUCAUUGGGCUCUUCCUUCUCAUCAUCGCCCUUCUCGGCUGCAUCGGUGCCUGCUGCAAGAUCAAGUGUAUCGUUACGAUCUACCUGUUGAUCUGCCUUGUGAUUCUGAUAGUCGAGGUCGUGUGUGUGAUCCUUCUGUACGGAACUAAAACUCUCCAAGGCACGAUAAAGAGCACACUGAAGUCCGAAAUCACAAGGAGCUAUGCGGGUCUCAGCGGAAGUGACAUCACGUCCCUCGCCAUGAAUAUUAUUAACAUUCAGGGAAAGUGCUGCGGCAUCGACAACUACAAAGACUUUCAUACUGCAACUAAAUGGAACAAACAGGAGAAAAUAACUAGCGGUCAGCUUAGCGUGGAAACGCCUUUCACUUGCUGUAUAACUCUUCCGUCGUCGUCUAGCGAAACUGGCUGUGCUACAUCACCGACAGACCUCAAUAACUACAUGAACGUUGGUUGCUUUGACAAGCUUUGGAAAGGGUCCCUUGGAAAGUUGGUGUAUGCGUUAGGUGUGCUGGGCGGAAUAGGGGCUUUACAGCUGCUGCUUAUCAUCUCGGCGCUCUGUGUGUUGUGCGGCAAAGACAAGAACAAGGUGGGAAACUAUGACGGCGGAGGCGGAGACCACCGGAAGAACCAAGUGGUUCCUUCCAUCCCCGGAAUGAAAAAAGGAGCCCGUAGAUACUGAGGAAAACGUGGCCGCGUUGUUAUCGAACAAGCAUAUAUAGCAACGUUUUAUUUUUGUUAUGUUUGUGGACAGUAAUAUUAUUUUAUUUUUUGCUGUUUUUUAUUUUAAUUAUACGACAAGGAAAUCGGUGUCUUAGAGUCUUUGACAAUAUUUUCACAGACAUGAAAUUGAAAACUCUGUUUUAAUGAUAAAAGCUUGAUUAAAAAAAUUUAUUUUAUUCAACACAAUGUCUGUGAAACGGUAUUAACCAUUUAACAGUUUCCAAUUUAAAGCCAGUUUUCUGUAUGCAGCAUUGUUCUUUAUUUGAACCAUGGAUAAAAGAAAUGAGUGCUGAUGAAAGAACAUUAAUUUCGAAUGUGAUAUGCUCAAUACAGGCGUUUGUAUUGAGAUUUAUCCAAGACAAACAAACAGCAAAAUUGCUGAGCUUAAUGGGAAUUGCUAGGAAUCAAUUAUUGUUUAAGAACUGCAUGUUCAUACAUUAAAUACAAUGAUAAAAUCCGCAGUAGUAUGACUUUAUGAGUUGUUCCCAAAAGUGUGUGGUAGACCAAUUGUGUUAAAAUGUUCACGAGUUUGGUAGGAUGUUGCAUACAUGUAAUUCAUUUAAAU
Molecule: messenger RNA, 1588 nt
Organism: Dreissena polymorpha
Lineage: Eukaryota; Metazoa; Mollusca; Bivalvia; Myida; Dreissenidae
Product: tetraspanin-3-like
Exons: 7
Coding region: 62-982 (306 amino acids)
Cellular component (GO): membrane
Source: RefSeq, a predicted model, not a curated record